This is a messenger RNA of Closterium sp. NIES-67, 3395 nucleotides long. The record is from the annotation of a GenBank genome assembly. NCBI's taxonomy places the organism in Eukaryota, Viridiplantae, Streptophyta, Zygnematophyceae, Desmidiales, Closteriaceae.
GUUCACGGAAUCUGGUCUGGCUGGACUGCAACCUGGCUGUAGGGGAAGACUUCCUCCUGUGUCAGGCUUCAAGGGCGGAGAUAGCAGGCAGUCCAGCCGUUUAGGGAUGACGUUAUCAUAGUAAUGAUUCUUUUGUUUGCAGGAAAUGUGACGAUCGUCUGGCGAAUGCCGCCGCCACAGCACACUGUACAUCAUGGCUCACACCGCGAAAGCCGUAGGGCCAUCGAGCUCGUUCCGCGACGUGACGCUGCUCGAGACGCCUCUUCUUAAAGACCACCUUGACAGCGGCUCGCAUACCGCGCCACGGCGCCAGAACUCCGUGGGGCCCACUGUCCGCAUUCUCCGCUUCGGGUUCGGGCACAGCCGCCAGCAGUCAUGGCUGUCGCAGCUCAACCCCUUCGCGUCGCUCCGAUGCUCCGCGUCGCUCACGUGGCAGCUGGUGCGCGACGCCGUGCCGUGCCUGGAUUGGCUGCUGGCGUACGACGUGCGGCGCGACUUAAAGGGCGACGUGGUGGCGGGGCUAUCAGUGGGCUUCAUGAUCAUCCCACAGGGCAUGGCGUACGCGCGCGUCGCGGGCCUGCCGUCCAUCUACGGCCUCUACACCGGCUUCGUGCCGUGCCUCGUGUAUAGCAUUUUCGGCAGCUCGCGGCAGCUGGCGCUGGGCCCCACCUCCCUGGUGUCGCUGCUGGUGAGCGAGGCCAUCAAGCGCAUGGCGGAUCCGGACUCGCGCGACCCCAGCGUGCAGCAGCUCUACCUGGGCCUCACGCUGCUGCUCUCGCUCAUGCUCGGCGCGCUGCAGCUACUGGCGGGGCUGCUGCGGCUGGGGUGGGUGGUGCGGUUCCUGUCGCACGCGGUGGUGUCGGGCUUCAGCAGCGGCGCCGCCAUCAUGCUGGGGCUCAUGCAGAUGCGCUACUUCCUCGGCUACACCACGCGCCACGAGACCAUCCACAUGAUCCUAUAUGACAUCUUUGUGAAUCUCAAGACGGUGCACGUGCCGUCGCUCGUCAUGGGCUCGCUGGCCCUCGCCUUCCUGCUGGUGAUGAAGCACCUGGGCAAGCGCCACAAGCGGCUGCGCAUUCUGCGCACGAUGGGUCCCAUCCUGGCGGCGGCCAUGGGCACGGCGGCCGUCUACCUGCUGCGCAACCCCUGGCACAUCCGAGUCACGGGCCUCGUGCCCUCGGGGCUGCCGUCCCCCUUCGUGGCGUUCCCGUGGGCGCGGUGGCGCGACCUGGUGUCGCCCGCGCUGGUGAUCGCCAGUGCGGCGUACCUGGAGACCAUCGCCAUCGCCAAGACGCUGGCGGCCAAGAAUGGCUACUCCGUGGACGCCAACCAGGAGCUCGUGGCGCUGGGUCUGGCGAACACAGUGGGGUCGUGCUUCCAGGCGUUCCCCACGGGCGGCAGCUUCUCGCGGUCGGCGGUGAGCGACGACUGCGGGGCGCGCACGGGCAUGGCGGGCACGGUGAGCGUGCUGCUCGUGCUCGUGACGCUGCUCUUCCUCACGCCGCUCUUCCAGUUCCUGCCGCUGCCCGUCCUCGGAGCCAUCCUGCUGUCGUCGGUGUUCGGGCUGGUGGACCAUGAGGAGGCGGCGUUCCUGCUGCGAGUGGACCCCAAGGACUUUGUCGUGUGGAUGAUGGCCUUCUGCGGCACACUCUUCUUCGGCAUCCAGACGGGUGUGAUGAUGGCGGUGGUGAUCUCGCUGGGCUUCGUCAUCAACGAGUCGGCCAAUGCGCAGUGUGAGGAGCUGGGGCGCCUGCCCGGCACCACGGUGUACCGCGCGGUGACGCAGUACCCCGACGCCAAGGUCACCGCGGGCAUCGCCGUCAUCAAGUUCCACUCCCACCUCUACUUCGCGAAUGUGAGCAACCUGCGGGACGUGCUGAGGCGCUACGAGGGGCUCACCAGCCGAUCGCCCCUGCCUGCUCCCGCCCCUACCAGCCCCCCCACCACCCCCCGCCCCUCGCCCCCACCUGCUGCUGCUGCGCCUGCCAGCAGCACCCGCAACAGCACCCCCAGCCCUGCCCUAUCCUCCACCAGUCCUCUCAGCCUGCCUCGGCGAGCCAGUGACGGGAGCUUGGACGGACGAACCAGCAGCUUCAGGAGCAGAGGCAGCAGCAGGGGAGGGGGGGCGGGGAGUGGGAGCAGCGGGGGGAGUGGGGAGUGUGAUGUGGAGGAGGGAGGGGGGGCAGGCGAGGCACUGGUGUCACCAGUAGAUGCAUCGGAGAGAGAACAGGAGGGGAGGAGGGGAGGGGUGAAAGGGAGAGCGCUGGGAGUGGGGAAUGUGCCAAUAGAGUAUGUGAUUAUAGACAUGACGUCGGUGCAUGCAGUGGACUCGGCAGCGUGCCACGCCUUCAGGGACAUCUGUCUGGAGUACCAGGCGCGAGGGGUGCGCCUCGCGCUCGCCAACCCCAGCGACACCGUCAUGCACCGACUCACACGGGCCGGCAUUCCGGACCUCAUCGGGCGGCAGUGGUUCUUUGUCCGGAUCUUCGAUGCCGUCCAGCUCUGCAAGGCUGACAUGGCGUGCCGGCACGCUGCAGCCUCUGGUGCGCUGCCACCUGGCGGAUUCACAGUGGCUGACGUGGAGCAGCAGCGGGGGCAGCAGGAGGGGAGCAGGGCGCUGCCGCGGCCUCGGUCAUUCACGGACGACAUCCGGGUGUUCCCGCGACUGGCAGGCAGGGGCGUGAGGGGCGGGGACAGGGUCAGGCAGGGUGGGGGGCGAGGGCGGAUGGCAGGGCGGACAGUGACCUGGGGCGUGCAGGGGGUAAUAGGGCAGGAGGUGACGGGGAGAAGCGGCAUGGAUGGGGCAGGGGCGGGUGCUGGGUCGUUGGCGGGCUCUGCAGCCAUGGUGGCAGGGACUGAGGGCGGUGGCAGGGAGGGGUCCAUGGCGCACUGGCCGGAGGAGAGUGAGCAGCCUGGCAGCCCCGAGUACGGCUCUGUAAUGCCCGCUGCGAGCAGUGCUGCUGCCUCUUCCUCUGGUGGAGCUGCAGCCAUGGCAGACACGGUUCGUGCGGAGGGGGUGUCAUCGGGGAUGGGUGUGACGUCACCCGAGUUUCCAGCCAUGGGUGGCUUGGGCGGGCAGGCUUACUCAGCGCCUGAGGUGAUGCAGUCGGAGUAUGUGCUGGCGGAUUCAGAAGAGGAAGAGUCCGAGUGGGUGAGAAUAAAGCGAGACAGGAGGAGAGAGAAACAUGCGGGGACUAGGCUUGAUGACUGUACUGAAGAGAGCAAUGGGCAAGUCGAGGCCGAUGAAUAUGGGCGCCCCGUAUGUCCCGUGUGUCAUGGUCUUCUGCCAUUGGCUGAUGGUCAGAUGCCAGAUUAUGAGCCUAGCCAUGUCCUUGUAGAUUAUUGUGUAUGCUUUAGUGACUAAUUGCAGCUUUCAACUGUUAUAUUCUCCCUCA